Caenorhabditis bovis is the source of this 594-nucleotide messenger RNA. The record is from the annotation of a GenBank genome assembly. Lineage: Eukaryota; Metazoa; Nematoda; Chromadorea; Rhabditida; Rhabditidae.
AUGCCCGACGGCAGCGAAAUCUCCGAGAAACGCUUCCGAUGCUUUUGCGGAAUUUGCCACGUGGUGACUGGCACCCAAUUGUGCCUUAUUUGGUAUAUCGCCGUUUCGGGAGUUUCGCUAACAUUUGGAAUGCGAUCGACAUGCACAUGGCUGAUUGUGCCAAUUUGCGUUGUCGGUUUGGGCGUUUACGCGUUCAUUUCAAAACGCCAUAAAUUCCUUUAUCCGUUCCUCAUCAUCACGGUUGUCCAACAAUUAGUUUGUAUGCUUAUGGCCACUAUUAUCACAAUAUUCUCCAUCUACGGCUUUGAUACAAUGCGGCAAAUUAUAGGUCAUACGUUGGACAUGGACCAUAUUCCGUCCAAAUCGCUCUCGUUAUUUGUCAUUUGCGGUACGGUCUCGGCUUGCAUUGUUCUCUCAUUCAUCCAUGUUUGGCAGGCGAUUAUCAUUUAUGCUUGCCUGGAAUAUUAUGAGAAUGAAUACCGAAAAUUGGACGAGAAUUGCUGUUUCGACACUCCAUCCCACGUUGAGCCGACGACGGCUGAAAUGAAUGACAGCCGACGAACAUCCGAUCAGCCUCGACGAUUUCCAUUGUAA